GUACGACGACAUUAUUACGGCGAGACAGGCACUAUUGUCAUACAUUGGUCCGGCGAAAAAAGAAGACAUUUCAAAUUACGAAAUGGUAGUAUGCUCGCUAAUCGCGGAAAGAAGUCCUCCAAUAAGUCAUGUCGACAAUUUGAUUCCGACGAUGCGGCGAUUGCAUCCGAAAGAUGAAAUUCUAAAACAAGUGAAGCUUGGACGGACUAAGGCCACCAGUAUCAUCAAAGAUGGAUUUGGAAACGGUCUGAAGAAAAUGUUAGUCGAGAAACUAAGGACCACUUUCUUUUCAAUCGUCAUCGAUGAGACAACGGAUGUGACAAUCGAAAGCCAACUUGCUGUAAUGGUCCAUUACUGGGACUCUGCGGAGUUUAAACUAAUAGUGGAUGUCUUGGAUUUCGUCGUGUGUAAAGAAGCCACGGCAGAUGGACUAUCCGUUUCAGUUCUCGGCCUACUUGAGAAUUUGAAGAUUCCAUUCAAACGGUAA
Daphnia magna is the source of this 487-nucleotide messenger RNA. RefSeq lists its product as uncharacterized. Bases 83 to 487 code for a protein of 134 amino acids. The record is from RefSeq and is a predicted model, not a curated record. Lineage: Eukaryota; Metazoa; Arthropoda; Branchiopoda; Diplostraca; Daphniidae. The transcript is spliced from 2 exons.